GAUUAACGGAUCAUACGACCUGCUGCCUUCCGGGAAGUGGGGUGUAUAUAUAUAUAUAAACCAUGUAAACAUUUGGAUUUCGAAGAACUGAGCAUCAGGUGGGGAGAGUCAGGAUACUUGAGGCCGCCGAUACUUCAAACAGUGAACUACGUAUUCACCUGUCUUAACAGUAGAAGUUUUAAUCCGUUCAUGAUGGUGUUAACAAGUGCUGGUGUUUUAGCAGUCGUUGCCUUGGUCGUGGGUUUGACUAACGGAGUGCCACAAGACCUGACGAAACAGAAAGUUUCACUGGCGCCCGCUUCCUUGAACACGACCUCUCCUGGCUGUGGCGGGUGCGGGGCAGGGGCGGUGCCGGGGACAAAGGUCAGGACUUGUGAGAGAAUGCUGCAAGACGCCGACUGCAUCGUAAUGAAACGGUGCAUCCACAGACGGCCUAAUUUUAUGGGCGGAGGAACAAUGUCAGUGGCGUGUCCACAGGUGACCAAAUGCAACAAAACUGAAAGCUUCUGCUGCAGCAACGCGUUUCCUGUGUACGCAGAAGCCCCUACCUCGGGACUGGAGACCGAUCUCGAGAGGAUAGAGCGACAUCUGGAGGGUCCCGUGGCAUGCGAAAUUCCAAACUGGACCACGUGGUCAUCGUGGUCAUCAUGCAGCAAGACAUGUGGAGGGUUUGGGUGUGGUCAGCGCACGAGGUUCAGGACCUGCCUGAACAAGGACCGCGUAGAAUGCAGCAAUUCUCACCACCAGGUGGAGACAGAGGCCUGCGGCAGCAGCGCCCCCUGUGAGACAAUUCAACAGAAACCGUGUCCACGCUACAGCGCCUUCUGGUGGGGAUGGUGGGGCCGGACCCAGAAGCAGGCUAACUGUGCAACUCGUGUUAACGAGUGUUGCAAAGGAUACAGCAACUAUGGGAGAAUGUGUCUAGAGAUCGCUUAAAGUUUGACACUUAACGAUUUCUUGUUCCGUAAUACAGUACAACACGCAAGGUUGUUAUAAAACCUGCAGUUAAAAAUGAACGUGUCACGUUUUUAACACGUUGUGCAGAGAAGUUGAACCGUCACCUUUUCUCUCUCUUUGCAACGAGUUUGUAUGGCGUCACCAUUUGCGCCUUUACUG
Molecule: messenger RNA, 1116 nt
Organism: Lingula anatina
Lineage: Eukaryota; Metazoa; Brachiopoda; Lingulata; Lingulida; Lingulidae
Source: RefSeq, a predicted model, not a curated record